This is a messenger RNA of Megalopta genalis, 1847 nucleotides long. RefSeq names its product zinc finger protein 346. Lineage: Eukaryota; Metazoa; Arthropoda; Insecta; Hymenoptera; Halictidae. The record is from RefSeq and is a predicted model, not a curated record. Gene Ontology annotation, molecular function: nucleic acid binding; zinc ion binding.
GAUAGACCACGGCCGACGAGCGUAGUGUCAGCCGCCAUCUUGCAUCUCGGUUCAAUAUCGCGUAAUGUCGUCGGGUCGCUUGUCAAACUCGCCUAUUAACCUCACUAACUUUUCUAUUUCGUCGAAUUAUUGACAGUCGUGGGCGACGCGUGAAUGGUAACGGCAUCGGGCCCCAGCGAAACGUGCGAGCCGCAGAACGACACCCGCGAAACCUGUUCGCGCGUGCGAGGGAGUCGAAAACGAGGACUGUUAUCGUGCUGUAAUUAUCGCGCACUGUCAACAUUCCUCUGACAAUAACAGAGAACGCCGCUGGACUCGAGCCGGAAAAUGUCCAGCGCGAAAAUCAUCGAGAAUCCAGAAAUACCCGGAUUAGAAUGCUUCCUGCCGCCACCCCCGCCGCCGCCUCCCCCCGUCGCGUCCCCGAAGAGCAACAAUGUACAGAGCCCCGGCGAGCAACCGCAGCCGGAAGCGACUCCGACGGAAACUGCGACCAGCACCUGUCCGAGCGAAGCGCCGGCUAUCACGGUCCCAGCAUCCGUCGCACCGUUCCCGAACCUCCCGGUGCCAGCGCCGUACAUGAUGCACCCCGCGAUGCAACCGCAGACACCCGGACAGCCGGCCACGCCGUGGUGGAUUCCCAAUGACGCCGACACCUCGGACCUUUACGCCCGAUGGUACGACACGACCUACAAAGCUGCAGCCGCGGCCGCGGCGGUGGCUGCGCCCGCGAUCCAGGUCGGCAAGUCGAAGACCAAGCACCACAAACGCAAGAACGAGUUCAUCGAUCCCGCACAGGACGCAGAGAAAGUCGCGAGCGCCCAGAGGGAACUGUCAGCGCUAAUGAAACCGCUGAAAUGCGAUCUCUGCAACGCAGUUAUGAACUCGACGCUGCAGGCGAAGCUGCACUACGACGGCAAGCCGCACCAGAAGAAGGUGUCCAUGUUCUUGAACCAGAGCGUGAAGAAGCAGAAGACGGAGGACGGCCAGGUGACGAGCACGACCAACGACUGGCAGAACUAUUGCGACAUCUGCAAGACCUGGUUCACGUCGCAAACGGACGCGACGCAGCACUACGCCGGCAAGAAGCACAUCAGGGCGGCGAACGGGGGACGUCGUGCGAGGCCGUCGAAGAAGUCGCAAAGUCAAAAUCAGUACAAUCAAAUAGAUCCAACCGGACGGUACAAUGUAGGAACGGGCUUUCAACCCGAAGUCCAACCUCCUGCGGUCACGCAACCGGUCGUACCGGACGGCACGGCAGCCCUACCCACGCCAGGAACGGCCACCCUGUACACACCACCGCCAUAUCCGACGCCACUGCGUUGCGAUCUGUGCGGAGUCUCGGCUAACCGCCAGGACCAGCUAGAGACGCACAAGCGGGGUGCUAGACACUUGCGAAUGCUCAGGUUGAACGGGCUACCAGUUCCCGAACCCGCUACCGAGAACGAGACCACCCCCACGACACCUGGACCCAUAGACUACUCUAUUUACCGGACACCGUCGGGCCAGUACUACUGCGCGCCGUGCAACCUGUCGCUAAACUCGGAGAGCAUGUUCGCCCAGCACGUGGAGAGCAAGAAACACAAAAACCAGUCGAACCCGAAGUCGCCGUCGAACGCCGCGGUGGUGUCGAAGAAAGCGAGAUUCAAGAAGAAAUAAGGCCAGGAGGAAGUCGUGAAGGAGGGGGAGGAGGAGGAGGAGGGUCGUGUGCUAAAUCUCAGCAUCGCCGGACCAUCGUAUUCACGGAGCUAUUCCGUCUCAUUGCCACGGUUACGCGGACGUACCGAUGUCGCGUCGAAGCGACGCGCAACGAUCUAUUUGGAGAAACGAAAUAAACCUCUUGUUCGAUA